AUCUUUCUUUCAACAGUGUGCCUGGUUCCUGAGUAAAAUACACGUCAGGAGUCGGGGCAUCGCAUGUUUCCCCACUGCGCCGCAGCAUCAUCUGCCGUCCAUGCGAGCGAAUCCACCCACUCGGUUCUGCUCUCGACUGUAAACUGUCGACUCUGCUCAGCCAGCGUUCCGUUCCUAUGCUCUGCGAUGCAUCUUGUGUUUGCUUGAGACCUGGUUCUCUGCAUCCUUUCUUUCACUUGUCUUCCAUUGCUCCUGGUUGAGAUUUGCGUAGCCUUCUGGCAGCCGGACUGCUAUCUUCUCUGUUGUUCGUUCUUUUUAUUAUUUCCCUUCAUCUAUACUUCACUUUGCUCGUCUUCGCUCCCGCCUCGGUACUGCAAGAGGUCGCCAAUUGGCUAUUUCUACGAAGAAUCGUGAUAUUCGCCGAGCGUCCACGCGCGGUAGUUCUGCUCCAUGAGUCGCUGUACUGCACAACCUCGCUUGGCGAAGCUGUAGCCGGCCUCUCACAAGUACAAAUUCAAUAAUGCGGCCGCGAGCGAGGAUCGCAUCCGCUAUAAAGCCAGCAUCUAAGAAGUUAGAGUUGGGGCAGGAGUUGGUGCGUUGGUUGGUCGCGCGAGAUGACGACGAUGACGACGCUUCAUCCUCAUCUUUGGCACGACAACAAGCUGUGACCACCACCACGGCAGUCACGACGGUCAUGUCACAGACGACCAUGGUCGUUUUCCAGACACUAUCUGCUGCACCAACACCUCUACCGCAAGCUAGUCAAGUGUCCGCACUGCCAGACAAAGGUGACACAUCAAUGUCGAGCGUGGCAUCGCCAACGAUCGGCAGCUACAUCGGAACAAAGCGGCCCUUAUCUGAGACGACCCAACACAUCUUGAUAAUUGCGGGAUCUGUUGCUGUGACAAUGGCCAUGAUGCUCCUCGGGUUUUACAUCUGGAGACGGCGGACAAACAGGAGGAAACUUUCUCGAUCCGUCUCAAGCAAGUCGUUCGAAAAGGAGCCAUACGUGACUGCGCCGCUGGGAAGCAACUGGGGCACUUACAAGUGGGACCCCAAGUCCACGUUUGCACCCGCGGCAUCGUAUAAAGAGAUCCUCGUGCCAUCACCGGAGCCAACGUAUGUUCGGCCAGGAACAAGCCAGUCGAACCGAGCCGUGCCAACCAGAGCGCCAUUUGCGCCACCGAACAAGAGGGCCACGCCAAACCUUACGCCUGUGUAUGUCGUGCCUACGCCGGCACCCAGAACACCGCCGCAACGACAGAUAGCAGUUGAGUCUCGGGCGCCGUCGCCUGAGCUACCGUUGCAGCGCCCGGAAACGCGGCCGUCCUCGCCAUCACGGACGUCCAGCCUUCCACAGUAUCUUGCCCAGAUGCGGGACGCUCCAGAAGCGACGAACGCAACGCCACCGCCGCCCAAGACGUCGCGCUUCUCGUGGACCAAUUCCCAGGCACCCAAGACGCCAAACGACCCGAACGAUCGAUACAGCGUCGUCAGCGAGGCGGAAAGCGUGCCGCGCUACCGCACGGUGGAGAGCUGGGUCGGCAACCAGGCCGGGCGGUACGAGGAGCGGCGGAUCCAGGAGCGGAUCCAGUUCCAGCUCGACGAGGCCAUAGGGGAGCUGAGCAAGGACAGAUCGGCGGGCGUGCCUCCUCUCCCGACGGACGGGCGCCAGCCGCAGCCCGUCGGCCGCGCUCCGCUGAAGACGAUCCCGCUGCAGGACUCGUCGAGCGUCUUUGUCGACGGCGUCGACGACGAAGAGGCGGACCAGGUCACGGACCUGAGCUUGAUCCCCGAGGCGGCGCGCAAGACGCCCGUCAGCCGCGCAGGGUCACGCAAGGCAAGGCGCAAGACAAACGAGAGCGACAUGACCAUCUUCAGGGCUCACCCGGGCACCAAGGUCGACAUUCCGGACAGCAGGUUCAUCCCCAGCGAGAUCCUGGACGACCACCUUGGGUCUAGAGCGUACCCACCUGCGAGGGACAGCUACGCCUAGAUCGUAGAUUUUUUUUUUUUUAAAAAAAAAAAUACAGUGGAGGCGCAUUAGGAUGAUGGGAGCGGUGAUGCAAGCUUCCACAUACUACAACUACGACUACGACUACUACUACUACUGUUACUACUACCACCACCGCUGCCACCGACGAUGACGAUGUUAAUGUACCAAGGGCCUUGAUGGCACGCAGGAAGGAAAUGAAAUCUUUUUUUUUUCAGCGGAAGGGGGGAAAAUUAAAAAGUCAGGCCAGCGGACUCUCAGCAUUCUCACUUAUACCCAAUCAGUCGCCUCCCCUCGGGACGGGAAGGGCAUGCCAUUCACUGCGAGGACCAGCUCAAGAGAGAGAGAGAGCUGGGACAAGUUCUGUAAAGAGAAUUUUUUAAGAAAAAAAAAACACAAAAUCAAUGACGUUGAUCAAUUUGAAGGUUGGAGAAAGUAAAGUGACGACGUGAACUACGG
Verruconis gallopava is the source of this 2452-nucleotide messenger RNA. RefSeq lists its product as uncharacterized. The record is from RefSeq and is a predicted model, not a curated record. NCBI's taxonomy places the organism in Eukaryota, Fungi, Ascomycota, Dothideomycetes, Venturiales, Sympoventuriaceae. Bases 521 to 1996 code for a protein of 491 amino acids. The transcript has 3 exons.